GUAGCUUUGGGUCACGACGAUCACCUUGUCAGGUGUCAUUAAUGAAAUAUGAUUUAUCAUUGUGCAUACCUGCUUGUGGAAGUUUUUACAGGGGAAAGGGAUGGGAAAAGGACGCUCCAACCAAGCCAAGCCAAGCGACCACCCUUCGUUUACCCGAAUAGCAAUCCUCCAUAAUCAAUUCACAGCCUCUUUGUUUGCCAAAAUCAGCUAUUUGGUUGAUUUCUGAAUUCUAAGGUUUGGUUGAUGCUCCAAAUCUUAUUCGUAAAGCACUGAAUUCCUCCGUUUCAAACAUCUAGUACGUAAAUCCAGACACAUGUCAAUUAAUUCCAAGAUCAAUGAACACCCAAACGCAAAUGAUGAGCACCCAUCCGAGGGAUUGUGCCGCUGCUUUUCGCUUGCCGAGAUCCGUUCCGCAACCAAUGACUUCGACGAAAGUUUGGUCAUCGGCAAAGGCGGGUUCGGCAAGGUGUACAAAGGGUGGCUCGCGUUUGAUAUCAGCGGAACCACCAAGCCCACCAGUACUGUUGCCAUUAAGAAGCUCAACGCCGAGUCCAAGCAAGGCGCCAAAGAGUUCUGGUCCGAGAUCAAGGCUCUCUCCAAUCUCCGACACCCUCAUCUCGUCACCCUCUAUGGCUACUGCGACGAAUCCAACGAGAUGAUACUUGUUUACGAUUACAUGUCCAAUGGGACACUCGCCGAUCAUCUCUACAAACUAAGAAAAGCGAAAGACAUUGGGACGGUUAUCCCCCAGCGUCUUACUUGGGAGCGGAGACUCAACAUUUGCAUUGGUGCUGCUCAGGGAUUGGCUUUCCUUCAUACGAAUACAGAGCACACGGUCAUACACAGGGAUGUCAAGACCUCAAAUAUCUUGCUGGACGAGAACUGGGUGGCCAAGAUUUCAGAUUUCGGUUUGUCCAAAAUCGCCACAACCCAUGGCCAAACGCACAUUAGCACGGACAUUAAAGGCACCUUUGGCUACUUGGAUCCAGAGUAUUACAUGACUCGCAGACUAACCAAGAAGUCGGACGUCUAUGCCUUUGGCGUGGUGUUAUUUGAAGUUUUAUCUGCAAGGCCGGCUGUGAAGGCCCCUGAUGAGGAGCAAGGCGGCCUCGCAACAUGGGCUCGGGAUUGCAUGAAAAGGGGAGCGCUUGAUCAGAUUAUUGACCCCUUCUUAAAGGACAAAGUAUCGGUCCGUCGUAUCAAGGUGUUUGCAGAAUUUGCUGAGAAAUGCUUGCAUAACCAUUCUAACGAAAGGCCUACGAUGGCCGAAGUGGUAGAGAGCUUGCAACUCGUGUUGGCAUCACAAGGCAACAUACGUCAAAGCAAAGCAAAAAUAAAAAAGGUGCCCCUAACUUCCUUAUCACGCAUUGUAGCUUAUAUUGUUGGGUGGAGGAAAAGGAUACCAUCUUUCGGUCCCAACGUCAAUGGGCCACUCAACCAGUUGCAAAGGGAUCGAUUUGCAAGCAUUGACAUCAAUUUGUGUCGUUGUUUCACAAUGAAAGAGAUUCGGCUAGCCACUAAUAACUUCAAUGUGCAUCAGUUGCUCAAGAAGAUUGGAUCUAUCUACGUGUAUAGAGGCGUUAUCGAUCGGAAGACUGAAGUAGCGAUUAAACGAUUGAAAGAUGUCACAUGUAGGAAAGAAUUUGUUAGUGAGAUCAAGUUGCUAACCAAACUCAGCUCCCUCCACAUUGUUUCUUUAAUUGGGUACUGCGAUGAAAGGAAUGAAGCAAUCCUAGUUUACGAAUUCAUGGCCAAUGGAUCUCUAUCUGAUCAUCUCUAUGAAGCCAGUGGUAAGGAUCCUUUUUCAUGGGAGAAACGUCUUGAGACCUGCAUUGAUGCUGCACGUGGACUACAAUACCUCCAUGCCGGUACCAUGCACACAAUCGUUCACAAUGGACUCAACCCCACCAGAAUUCUGUUAGAUAAGAAUUGGGUUGCCAAAGUUUCUGGUUUUGAGUCUCACGAGGUAUUACAUCACCAACAAAGUUCAAUCACAAUUUCUAUCAGCGGAGAGAUCGAAUACUUGGCUCCGGAGUACUUAAUACAUGGAAGAUCAUCCGUAAAAUCCGAUGCCUACUCGUUCGGAGUCAUCUUGCUAGAAGUACUAAGUGGGAGGAAGCCAAUGGUUUUUUCAGUAGAUGAGGAUCAAGUGAACCUGGUCUGUUGGUUCAAGAUUAAUAUUGAAAAGGGUACCAUUAAUAAGAUCAUUGAUCCACGUCUACUUGACGAAAUAGCACCAGAAUGUUUGACUAAAUAUGUCGAGAUUGCAAGAAAAUGCCUCGAGGAACAAGCGAGGGAACGACCGACUAUGGAAGAUGUGUUGGCUGACCUCCGAACUGUACUACAGUUGCAGAGGAGACCACGAAAUCGUAGAGUUCGAACUGUACUACAGUUGCAGAGGAGACUAUGGAAGAUGUGUUGACAAAGGGCAGGGGACGACUCUGUUUUCCAGUCAUCUAUGCAAUGUCUGUUGUUUGUGUUGUUAUUUAGAUUGAAGUGAUUUCUAAAUCAAAAGUUGCAACGGCAUGUAUGGCUCAAUUCUCAUCCAAAAGUGGUACUUGAAAUUAA
Molecule: messenger RNA, 2568 nt
Organism: Diospyros lotus (date-plum)
Lineage: Eukaryota; Viridiplantae; Streptophyta; Magnoliopsida; Ericales; Ebenaceae
Product: putative wall-associated receptor kinase-like 11
Exons: 1
Coding region: 314-2422 (702 amino acids)
Biological process (GO): protein autophosphorylation
Cellular component (GO): plasma membrane; plasmodesma
Molecular function (GO): transmembrane receptor protein tyrosine kinase activity; ATP binding
Source: RefSeq, a predicted model, not a curated record